GCAUCAUGCAGAGCAGGCGACAGAAGAAGCAGGGAGCAGCAGCAGCAGCAGUCGGUUUGCGGAGCCCCAAAAACACGGUCCAACCGGCGGAUAAAACAGAGUUUCCAAAGCGAGAGAAGAGUCUGGUUCCGUGAAAAUGUAUUUCUUCGCAGUGUUUGUCCUUUUGGGGACAGGACUGGCGGCAAACGGCGAGAUUCAUUCCCUCACUUACAUCUACACGGGCUUCUCCAAACCUGUCGGCCUCCCGGGCAUCCACGAGUUCACAGCCAUGGGUCUGCUCAACGGCAGGAUGAUCGACUACUUUGACAGCGACAACCAGAAGAAAGUUCCCAAACAGGACUGGAUGAAAGAGCGACUGCCUGCGGAUUACUGGGACAAAGGCACCCAGUCCCGCCAGAGCAAGCAGCAGUGGUUCAAAGAAAGCAUCAACAUCCUGAAGGAACGAAUGAGACAGAAUGACACGGACACCCAUAUUCUCCAGUGGAUGGUCGGCUGCAAAGGCGAUAUGAAGGACGGAGUGAUCAAGUUCCGACACGGCAUGAACAUGUACAGCUACGACGGAAACAACUUCCUGUCAUUUGACAACGCCAGCGGCGUCUGGGUCGCCGUAACUGAGGCGGCAGUCCAGACCAAGAGAAAGUGGGACGAAGUCCAGGUCCUAAAAGAAUACACCAAAGGCUACCUGGAGAACGAGUGCAUCGAUUGGUUGGGGAAGUUUAUCAAUUAUGGACAAAAACAGCUAACAGAAGCCAUUCCUCCGGAGGUGCACCUGUUUAAAAAGAACACCAAAGUUGAAGGAAAAAUCCUUUUGACGUGCCUGGCCACAGGUUUCUUACCAAAAGAAAUCACCCUGAACAUGAAAAUCAACGGCAGUGUUCUAACUGAAGCGGACGGAGUUGUGUCCUCCGGCGUUCGACCCAAUGGUGACGAGACCUUCCAGAGACGAGACAGCGUGGAGAUUUUACGGAGUGACGUGUGUACCUUCACCUGUGAAGUGAUCCAUCAGGCAUCCAAGUUACAUGUUGAGGAGGAGUGGGUUUGUACAGUUUCUCACAGAGAAUCAAUAGGAAUCCUUGAUGGGGCGAAAGGAAUCAUGAUCGGGAUCCUUGUCCCCGUCGGGGUCGGGGUGGUGCUGUUAGUCUUGUAUAGAAGAGAAAUAAUUGAAGCUCGCAGAGACAAAGGCAGCCAAGGCAAUAAUGGCAGUAACAAUGGCCCAGUCGUGUACCACCUUGCCCCCGAGGGAUCAGUUGAAUCUCUCAACAGCAAUCGGAGUCGUGACAAUCGUGAAAAAGAUUGCAUUCGGACUUAAGCUGCAUCAUAUCAGAGCUAAGCUAAACGCUGCUAAGCUAGCGCCAGCUCCAUGGCGACUUCCAUUCCUCCCUGCAAAAUGUCCUCGUUUAGGAAUGCAAACAAAGACGUUGUUGACCUUAAGGAAGAUGUUCGUCUGCUUUUCGAGGACUUAAAGGCCAAAGACUCCUUGUUAACCGCCUGCCUGGCUCAUGAACAAUCGCUCCAGAUCUCAACCCUCUCAGCGGCCCUCCAGUGUUGGGAAAGUUCACUUUCUACGUGAACUCAAAGUUCAGUUCACAAAUUUUAAAAUGAACUAAGUUCAGAGUUCAUACUUCAACAUUUUGAACUAAGUUCACAGUUCCCAAAAAUGAACUAAGUUCAUAGUUCUUUUUUUCCGUAUAUUGCCGUGAACUUUUAUUUUUCAAAAUUAUUGCCACAGCCCACAUAGAACCACAGACAGCAUUUAUUUUUUUUAACACUGAAACUAUGCGUCAGAUUUCAUCUUCAUAUCCAAUCAGUCCAACGUGCCUUUUCAGGUCUGCUGUGGAUAGGACUUGAAGUGCAGAUUUUCUUUUUGAAAGCCGGCUGGCAAAGUUUGCACAGAAAUGUAAGAUUUUUCCAUCCUCACCGACCUUUUUUUCCGUUAAAAUGAUCAUACGAAGCCUCCUUGCUGCUUUGUCGCCUCCUUGCUGCUUUUUGUUUUGAUGA
Messenger RNA from Perca flavescens (yellow perch), 1998 nucleotides. Its product is annotated as H-2 class I histocompatibility antigen, Q10 alpha chain. Gene Ontology annotation, cellular component: external side of plasma membrane. Lineage: Eukaryota; Metazoa; Chordata; Actinopteri; Perciformes; Percidae. The transcript is spliced from 9 exons. Gene Ontology annotation, biological process: immune response. The record is from RefSeq and is a predicted model, not a curated record. Bases 137 to 1309 code for a protein of 390 amino acids.